Messenger RNA from Mytilus californianus (California mussel), 2866 nucleotides. RefSeq lists its product as uncharacterized. The transcript is spliced from 9 exons. Bases 143 to 1927 code for a protein of 594 amino acids. NCBI's taxonomy places the organism in Eukaryota, Metazoa, Mollusca, Bivalvia, Mytilida, Mytilidae. The record is from RefSeq and is a predicted model, not a curated record.
GACCUUAAAAUCUAUUUCCCCUGACAACCAGGUGUAACAAGAUGGCCGAUAUUAUUGAUUUAAUUUAACUGUUUGAUAUGUGCAGUUGGAAUAUUUAAAUUUAAUUUCUGAAAAUUAUUUUUGGAGGGAUGUAUGAAAAGUUAUGACAAACAAGAGCCCUCGAUCGCAAAAUGGAAAACGACCUCGUUUAAAAUUGUUGGACCUGAAUUUUUCAGACAAUGUGAAUGAGGUUCUUUCCAAUGGCAGACGACCUCACGGAGGUCUAAGAGGCAUCAAAAAACACCCACUUAGUCCCUACUCAUUUAAUAAAGACGACCAACAUCACCAGCAGAUCAAAGAUUCUGUCGAGCGACAGACAGACGAGGAUUUUGUCGAGAGAUAUGGUUCUCCAGGAUGGGUAGCUGAGGCAAACAGAGAAGUUAGCCACAGUGGCGAAAAUCCUUUGUAUAUAAACAGACUGCUUAGUCCUUGUAAGCAUGACAAUGAUUCCAGCUUUACGGGAUCAAGAGCAGUUACUCCAACGCCAUCUGGUAGACUUUCUAAUACGCCAAAACGAGGCGGAUCACUCUACUAUAGACAAACUAUACCACAUCAGUAUUUAUCAGCAACAGAUCUUCCGGUUGUAUCCUCUACCGACCCCAUGCCGAUACUCGGGAGACCAACGAGAACAACAUUACUAAGGGCUCGACAAAGAUGUAAUUCAGCACCUAUAAAUGCCUACCAGAAAAGACGAGAUGUUCCGAUCAAACUACCAUGUGGAAACCAUGGAAACCAGACUUUGAGCAGAGAACCAUCUACUAUAAGUUUAUCUGUUGAAGGAGAAUCUAACCAUGCCUUCUUGACCGGUGCAAGAUAUAACAGGGCCCGUUUAAUGGAUGUGAAGAGUUUCAAUGUGUAUGGUGUGUACAUGCCUCGUAGUAAUCCACUUGAAUGUUUUAUGAGUGGCCCAGCAAUGUCUAGAUUACGUAACGAGGAAUCACCUGGUGCCCCACCUGAUACACCUCGGUCUGAUGAUGACGAAACAACAGACGAGAAAGAGACAAAACAAAAAAGACCAGCAACCGCGCCUUCUAAAAGGUUACUAUCUUCCUCAACGCCCUCUGGCGGUCGUCCCCGAAGUGCACGAGUUGAUUCCAUCGGUCCUUCCAUAAAUAUAAUGCAAGAUGAAAGUGAGAACAAAGAAAAUAUUGCAGUUAACAACAAUUUGGUUGAAAAACUAAUAUUUUUGCAAAAUGGGUUGUUUAUAACAGGGAAAGGCGUCAUCGUUACGCUGAAAGGAUUUAAAUCUCCCCCUCCACAGAAAAAAGAAACCAUUCUUCCAAGUGUGACUGGCGUGUCUGUACCAACAAUGAAAUACAAGAAAUCUCGUAAUAUCCCGGACGAUUCUUCCAUCAUAAAUCAACCUCCUCCAACGCCAGUAGGACAGUUAUCAGUGAAAGAUGAGACAGAAAAUCUUCAAUCUCCUAUACCGGAAGAGACUACUGAUCAUGCUCAAGAUAUGACACAGAAAUGUAACAAGGAUACUGACCAAUCAGAUACUCAAACUAAAAACUUGGAAAUGUCGGUUAAAAUUAUUCAACUUACAAGUGAUCCAAAGGAAACUGCAGUUGUCUAUGAUAAGGUAGAGAAUGGCGAUACAAGCGCAUCAGCAGCAAUACACCAAACAGUUUCACCAGAGGAAAAUAACGAAAGCAGUCUUGAAGGACAGAAAGUGACUGGUGAAGCUAAACCAAAAAGUACGGAAGUACGCGAGGUCGUAAAAGGCAUUUCCGGAAAUAGCAUCACGAUCGCAGAGACACAUGACGUCAAUACUAGUGAUAAUAUAGAAAAUCAAGUGAAAAGUACGACAUUUAUAACAGAAAAAGAGGAGACUACUGAAGUUAAACAUGUUUUAACCAUUCCUAAUGCUAAAUUAGAGCCAGAGUAGUAUACAUAUUUCACAUUUUUACCUCGAUGAUAUGAAAUCAACUAAGUUUUAAUCAUUUCAUUCUUAUUUAUAGGAAAAUAAUUUUGUGAUUUCGUAUCGUAUAGUCUGAAGAUUUUCACUUUAAAUAUCAUGAAGUGAAAAUGUAUAAAUGGUUCUAUUGUACAUAAAACAAACAAACCUUAGCAAUAGAAGAAACAAAUUAUUUAACACCCAAAACAAAUAUUUCCUAUUUUGUAACUUGGAAAUAUAACAAAAACAAAAUGAAACAAUUUUAUAACUUGCACAGAGAACUGAAUUUUCAACAAUUUGUUUUUAUAUAUAUUAUAAUGUAAUGAUACAGAACACACUACUGUAAAAUACUGCUGAAUUUAGUGCUGAUGUCAGAUCUUUUCCAUUCAAUAAGUGUGUCUAAAUUCGGAUAAACGGGGAGGGUCAUUUUGAAUUUCGGCGCAUGUUCAUGGCUGAGGAACAAUAGUGACACCGGAAAAAAUGAAUAUUCUAGUAUGUCUUGUUAUUAUCGUAUGCCUACAAAAUCGUUUUAUUCAUAUUAUGUACCAGCUAAGAUAUGCGUUUAUGACUUGUUUUUUGUUUUAAAUUCAGGAAUAGCUGCAUUAUCAAUACAUCGUAAAGAUCGUCCUUAACCUAAUAUUUUACAUGUAGUGUUGAGAAAAAAAAAGUAGAUAGGUCUUUUCAUGAAAUGCUUCUUCUCUAAUAUGUAUAUUUAUUGUUGAGCAAUGUUCAUUGUUUACCUGCUUAGAAAGGUUUAUAUUACUUACACGGCCACCAAAAAACGCCAAAACGCAGUGUCUAGCAGUAUUUAUUUUAUUGUGCUUAUAUUUGAAUGACUGAAUGUUGUUCAUUUGCUCAAAUUCCCUAUAGUUUAUUCUGUGAUAAUAAUUUAACAAUGUUGAUUUAACUAAUAAAUUUGUUGAAAACUUU